Caenorhabditis angaria is the source of this 677-nucleotide messenger RNA. NCBI's taxonomy places the organism in Eukaryota, Metazoa, Nematoda, Chromadorea, Rhabditida, Rhabditidae. The record is from the annotation of a GenBank genome assembly.
AUGAAGAUUCCAAUCGUUUUUCUCCCACUUCUCAUUCUUCUCAGUUAUUCUGUUGUAAAUUGUGAUGAAGGAAACGUAAGUUGAAAUAAUCGUCUUGCUAUUUUCAAUUGAUGACAAUGUUAUAAUAAUUACAGAAGAUAGUGCUUGGAAAUUGUGCGUAUGCAGGAAACCCUGAUACUGAAAUCACUCAUAUCACUUGGUUCUUCGUUAGAGAUCGCGAUGGAAAAGUUAUUUCAUUUACCAGAUGUCAAAAUAAUGGAGGUGCAGAUCCAUUCAAAGUUUGCAGAAAAUUCAAAGAAAUACCAGGUGCACCAAAUACAGAUGGACCCAAAGUGCCAGACGGUCAUCAUUUGACUCUUUUGAUUUCUGUAAAACAAAAACAAGACAGACUUGUGAAUGAUGUUGAAUACCGUUAUAUUCCAAAAGUUAUGAAAAUGGAAAAAGUUCGUAAUCCAAGAGAAAUGUACGGGGAUAAUCAGCGUUUCAACGAUAACGGACUUUUGAAUAUUCAAGGGGUCCAUAUCGGAGGAAAUUAUGUUAAUAUGUGCGACGAACAUCGCAAGGCAUUAGGAAUUUCUGAACAUGGAUUGUAUGUUAUUACACAAAAGAACGGCGGUAUGAAUUUCCAAAAAGCUUAUUUCGAGCCACAAGCAUCGGGAGAAUUCUUCAUCUAUUAA